AUGGCCAGGACUUACAAGACCACUCGCAAGCGCACCCGAGGUCGCUUUGUUCGCCAUGCACCUGCUGAGCCAGCUCCAGUUCCAGCUCCUGCACCUACUGAGCCAGCUCCAGUUCUACCUCCUGCAACUAUUGAGCCAGUCCCAUCUCCUGCCCUUGCACCUGCCUCAGCUCAGCCAGUGGAGGAGGUUGAGGAAGAACCAGAGAUGGACUACUACUUCGCUGAGGAUGAGGAUGGCCGUAUCAUGGCUGUCGAUGCAGAAGGAAACAUGUCAACUCCGCCACCGUCGCCAACACCAGCAGUCCCAGCUCCGCCACCAGCAGCUCCUGGUCCAGUGGCGCCAGCUCCUGCUGCUGCUAGAGGAGACUCGGGUGAGUUAGGAGACGACAAUGAUGAAGAUGAGGAGGAUGAUGACAACUAG
Messenger RNA from Panicum virgatum (switchgrass), 420 nucleotides. Its product is annotated as vegetative cell wall protein gp1-like. The coding region runs from base 1 to 420 and encodes 139 amino acids. The record is from RefSeq and is a predicted model, not a curated record. Lineage: Eukaryota; Viridiplantae; Streptophyta; Magnoliopsida; Poales; Poaceae. The transcript has a single exon.